This is a messenger RNA of Rubroshorea leprosula, 707 nucleotides long. NCBI's taxonomy places the organism in Eukaryota, Viridiplantae, Streptophyta, Magnoliopsida, Malvales, Dipterocarpaceae. The record is from the annotation of a GenBank genome assembly.
AAAGAAAGUAAGAAAACUCUUAUGCAAUUCUAGUAAUGGAGCUGAUCUUGCUACUUUGGGUUGCCUUUUUUGCUUUACAGACAACUUGUUCUUCUCUUCAAAUUCAAGUGCAGUCCUUGCAUCAAGAAGCAUAUGAAGUCCAGCAGCUUUCUCUUCCAACACUGCCUAGGAAACUCAUUGGAAUCACUGAGGAAAUGAGUUUAAAGGAAAAUGGAGCACAGAAUGGAUUACCAAACAAUCAGCAGUCAGUUGGAGAUGAUACUUCAGGUAAGGGGAACAGAUACCAGAAAGAGCAAGCUGCAAAGCAUGGGAAAGGAGAGACAUGGCAAGAAUGGGCGAAGGGAACUGACCCCUCUCAGUUUUUUACAAUGGAUUAUACACAAGUAAGAGGACAACGACCCAUACAUAACAAGUCCCCGCCUGUUUCUCCAUGAAACCUUGGACGGAGGUGUUUCCAAAUACACAACAAACUUUUGUGGUUGGCUGCUAUUUUGUCCAAAAGCAGCAGUACUUUGCAUGAAUGUAACCAUGGUAGGGAAACGAGGAACUUGUCUCGUUUUAUUUCUGAUAUGGCCGACAUGGAGGAGCAGAAUUCCAGUUUGUUUGUUUGUUUGUGUGUUUGUAUUUUUUUCUGUUCCUUUUUUUAAGCGCUUGUAAUUUACUAGUCAAAUGGGGUUUGCUAACCCCAAUAUAUUGGUAUUUGCUAU